Messenger RNA from Ochotona princeps (American pika), 2163 nucleotides. It is a transcript of the gene SMTNL1, whose product is annotated as smoothelin like 1. The transcript is spliced from 7 exons. NCBI's taxonomy places the organism in Eukaryota, Metazoa, Chordata, Mammalia, Lagomorpha, Ochotonidae. The record is from RefSeq and is a predicted model, not a curated record. Gene Ontology annotation, molecular function: protein binding. The coding region runs from base 193 to 1962 and encodes 589 amino acids. Gene Ontology annotation, cellular component: microtubule organizing center; filamentous actin. Gene Ontology annotation, biological process: actin cytoskeleton organization.
CCAAACCAACACAGCCUAACCACCCCACCUUGUGCAAAACACAACCCUGCCCCUCCUGUUGCCAGGGGAAGGCAGAUGCCCGAGUCCCAACUCAAGUGUGAGUACUGGGGACCCGGGACUAGACCUCGGACUCCCUCCGCCUUGGGCCAGAGUUCUGUCAGGGUCGCUCUACACCCCGUAUAGGGGUGGGACAUGGCCCAGCCUGCUUGCCCUUGCUUCCCAGAGAUGGAACCGAAGGAUGAGAAGCCUUCUGUGGACGGGGCACCUGUCUCCCCCACAGCAGACGACACGGACAAGUCCAGAGGUGGUGGCUCUACAGAGGAAGAUGCUGGGGUGGCAGCCAGGAAGACCCCCAAAGAGAGGCCUCCAGAGAGGAAAGGAGAGCAGGAGAAAGCACCAGAUGAAGAUGGCAUGUCCAUGGAGCUCCAGGGGGAAGGAAACGGUCCAGAUGAGGUCAAGGUGGACUCCCAAGGUGAGUCUGGAAGGAAAGAAGACGCCAAGGCUGAACCUCCUGAGAAGGAGCCUGCGAAGGACACAAACACAGCUGCCUUCCAGGAGAUGACUGAGCGCAAAGAAGAGGCCCGAUCAAAACCCAAGGAGGCUGAGGACAAGAAGGAGGCCACCCCGGUCUCUGAGAAGCAGGAGGCUGAUGAGAAAAAGGCCAACGCUGGACCUGCGGAAGGAGCAGCUGUGAAUGACACGGACAAGCCUGGAUCCAAGGAACACACCAUGACCUCUGAGAAGCAGAACACCUCUGAGAAAGAGGCCAAGGCUGGACCUGCGGAAGGAGCAGCUGUGAAUGACACGGACAAGCCUGGAUCCAAAGAGGCUGGACAGGAAGAGGCUGCCCUGCCCUCUGAGAAGCAGGACACCUCUGAGAAAGAGGCCAAGGCUGGACCUGCGGAAAGAGCAGCUGUGAAUGACACGGACAAGCCUGGAUCCAAGGAACACACCGUGACCUCUGAGAAGCAGGACACCUCUGAGAAAGAGGCCAUGCCUGGACCUGCCGAAGGAGCAGCUGUGAAUGACACAGACAAGCCUGGAUCCAAAGAGGCCACUACAGCUGCCGGGGAGGAGAGCCACAAGGUGCAGGAGCCCCCAGCAGAGGCCAGGGAGAAAGCUGCGGAUGCCGAGGCUGAGGCCGAGCUGAAAUCUCAGCAGACAGCAGUCGCCAGAGACCAGGCCGAGGCUGAACCAGAGGAGGCUGGCAAGGAGUGUGACGCUCAGGAGGGGGUGAUGGGCAGCCCCUCUACAGAGCAGGAUGUGGAGAAAAGGCCGGAAGAGGGGGCUGGGGGAGUUCCCAGCUCCCCCGAAGAGGGGCCUGAGAGCCCCACCGAGGGCCUCAGCCCAGAUGGGCUGGGUCCAGCUUCUGGAGAGACCAGCCCUUCAGCCAGUGAGUCGUCACCCAGCGAUGUGCCCCAGAGUCCCACGGAGCCCUCUGCCCCAGGGGAGAAGAAGGAGAAGGUACCAGAGCGCAGGGUGUCGGCGCCUGCCCGGCCCAGAGGCCCCCGAGCACAGAACCGCAAAGCCAUUGUGGACAAGUUUGGCGGGGCAGCUUCGGGCCCCACCGCCCUUUUCCGGAACACAAAGGCAGCCGGGGCAGCCAUCGGUGGAGUCAAGAACAUGCUGCUGGAGUGGUGCCGGGCCAUGACAAGAAACUACGAGCACGUGGACAUCCAGAACUUCUCCUCCAGCUGGAGCAGCGGCAUGGCCUUCUGCGCCCUCAUCCACAAGUUCUUCCCAGAUGCCUUUGACUACACAGCGCUGGACCCCGCCAAGCGACGGCACAACUUCACCCUGGCCUUCUCCACGGCAGAGAAACUGGCCGACUGUGCCCAGCUGCUCGAGGUGGAUGACAUGGUGCGGCUGGCGGUGCCCGAUUCCAAGUGUGUCUACACCUACAUCCAGGAGCUGUACCGCAGCCUCGUGCAGAAGGGACUGGUCAAGACCAAGAAGAAAUGAGCUGACAGGCCCAUGGGCAGGCUGCCCAGCUGACCAAUGGAGGCCUGGGCAGGCAGCAGAGCCUGGGCUCAGGCCCAGGCAAGGGCAGCUGGCAGAGGUCUUAACUGUAUUAAAAGGACUUUUGUACAAUUCUGGCUGGCCCCUUGUUGCUCUCUCCUUUCAAUCCGGGAGCCUCUGUGCUCUGGGAUGACACACCCUGGC